AUGGUGAUUAGAGUAUGACAGAGAACAACAAAAGAAUUUUUUUUAGAUAAUAUUUCAAUAUCAGAGAAACAGUUAGUUCUCCUCUUCCAACAAUCUUGUAGCCAGAGACUGUUGUUCAUGAAUUGCAAAAUCCCAGAGAUAAACUUAAAAUACAGGAUCAAAGGCUCUUUACAACUGCAUGCUAUCCAUUUCUUGUACUGUAACAUGUGGGAGGAAAUAGAUAACUGGAGCUCCAGAACCAUUCCAAACAUACUCAAAUUCCUCUUUGAACCUCCCCUCUUUCCUUGCCUUAAAGAGAUCUGAGUAGAUGACUAUGACUCCCUCCAAUACGCUUAUCAGUACAAAAGCACUCAUUCGCUAGACAAUGUAGAAUUUAUCGAUUGAGAUGGUGCCAUGAAACAAUAUAAUAAGCAGAACCAGCCCGAAGCUUAAUCCAGUACAAGUCCUUGGCAUAACUCUUAAUUCACAAAGCCAUAGGUUACCUGCACAAUCAUAGGCUUUGGGUUUGAAUAGAGUUUUAAGUAGG
This is a messenger RNA of Moneuplotes crassus, 526 nucleotides long. NCBI's taxonomy places the organism in Eukaryota, Ciliophora, Spirotrichea, Euplotida, Euplotidae. The record is from the annotation of a GenBank genome assembly.